Molecule: messenger RNA, 634 nt
Organism: Neogale vison (American mink)
Lineage: Eukaryota; Metazoa; Chordata; Mammalia; Carnivora; Mustelidae
Product: A-kinase anchor protein 10, mitochondrial-like
Exons: 3
Coding region: 147-473 (108 amino acids)
Source: RefSeq, a predicted model, not a curated record
UCCCGGCGGGCGGCUUGUUGAUAAUAUGACGGCAGGAGCUGCCUGGUCUUCUCGAGGAGGCGGUGGGGCCCACACCACGAAGAAGGGUCUCUUUUCAGGCUAGUGCGGCGGCCACUGCGGACCCGGAAGUCCGGGCCGGUUGCUGAAUGAGGGGAGCCGGGCCCUCCCCGCGACAGUCCCCCCGCGCCCUCCGCCCCGACCCGGGCCCCGCCAUGUCCUUCUUCCUAAGGAAAGUGAAAGGCAAAGAACAAGAGAAAACCUCAGAUGUCAAGUCAGUUAAAGCUUCAAUAUCUGUACAUUCCCCACAAAAAAGCACUAAAAAUCAUGCCUUGCUGGAUGCAGCAGAACCAAGUCAUGUUGCAAUCAAUGCCAUUUCUGUCAACAUGGACUCCUUUUCAAGUAGCAGGACAGCAACACUUAAGAAGCAGCCAAGCCACAUGGAGGCUGCUUAUUUUGGCGACCUGGGUAAGUGACUCACUUUUUGUUAACUUCUAGUAGGAAGGAUUGAGUCUGUUAUGGGAAACUCUUGCUGGAGGAUACUAGAACUGUAUAAUGGGAAUGUGCUUUGGAAAAAUGUAUUUAAGAUAAGAGCAUGCGUUUCUUGAUCUGUGGGUUGUGAGUUUGAUCCCCACAU